CAUCCCAACCCAAGGUCUUAUAAUCUGCUCACUCCUGAUUCCCGUGCCUGUUGAGUCUUCCUGGGAGUCACAACAACAUCCAAGAUGCCCGUCGACUACAGUGGGACAUGGAACCUUGUCAGCAAUGUCAAUUUUGAGGGAUACAUGGUUGCGCUUGGCAUCGACAUUGUCACACGCAAGAUUGCCGCGCUGUUGAAGCCUCAGAAGGUGAUUGAGCAAGAUGGAGAAUGUUUCACCAUCAUGACUUCCACUACUCUCAGAAAUUACGAGUGCUCGUUCAAAAUUGGAGAAGAGUACAGAGAGGUGACGACAGGGAUGGACAACCGGACAUGCCAGACGGUGGUCACCUGGGAAAAUGAUAAGCUGGUGUGUGUUCAAAAAGGAAAGAAGAAGAACAGGGGUUGGACGCACUGGAUUCAGGGAGAUGAGCUUCAUUUGGAACUUACCUGUGAGGACUCAGUCUGCAAGCAAAUAUAUAAAAGGACUGUGUGAUUUAUUGUGCCUACGAUUGUUGAUAUCAGCUAAAACAAUUUCUGACUCAAGAGAAAUUCAAUUACUGUAUUUGUAUUAAAUCAUUAUGCUAAACUGUUAGCGGUGGAAGAAGUAGUUGAAUGCUUUAGUACAAGUACAAAUGUAAAAGUAUUGCAUUCAAAAUGCUGGGUAAGUAAAAAUGACAAAAGUAUUGAUGUACUUGGUGCAAAUGAUCUGUUCUGUAUAAUAAAUACACCUGAGUGAUAUAUUAUUUGUUGU
Scophthalmus maximus (turbot) is the source of this 750-nucleotide messenger RNA. It is a transcript of the gene rbp7b, whose product is annotated as retinol binding protein 7b, cellular. The transcript has 4 exons. The record is from RefSeq and is a predicted model, not a curated record. The coding region runs from base 85 to 492 and encodes 135 amino acids. Gene Ontology annotation, cellular component: cytosol; nucleus. Gene Ontology annotation, molecular function: fatty acid binding. Lineage: Eukaryota; Metazoa; Chordata; Actinopteri; Pleuronectiformes; Scophthalmidae. Gene Ontology annotation, biological process: fatty acid transport.